AGUCUCUUAACAGUUGCUGCUCAGAGAGCGUCAUUAACGCUUGUAUUACUAAUGUAUCAAACUUUCUACGCCAAUUAUUGGUCUUAUGAUGCUAAGUAUUAUCAAGAUUCUACUUACGGCUUACAGAGAAAUCAUCUUCCCCCUAAACAAUUUCAAUCCUUCAGAAACAUGGAGGAUGAGGAACGUCGGAAGAGGAAGGCUAUCGAUUUGACGAACAACAGCCAACAGAAGCGAGCUCUGAAAGAGGACAACAGCAGCCUAGACACCGAGGAUCACUACAACAAAGAUUUAGAGGAUAGUUAUAAGGUAACGCCGAAUGGAAACGGACUACCUCUAACAAGUAACUCGUAUCAUGGACUAUUUGAACAAGUUACGCACACCGACCGCCACACUUCGCCGUAUAAACCGUACAAUUCACCCGUAAAUCAUCACUCUAGUGAACAGCAGUCCUUACUUAUCAAGACUGAGCCGGCUGAAUCCGAAUCCUUCGGAAUUGAUGGUCAUUAUCAACCUUCGCCAAACUUUUCAUCAUCGGUUGGUAGGAGACCGAGCGGUGACGAAGGUGCCCCAACGAGCUCCCAUGUGUAUGCUCAAAAUAAGAACGUCGAAAGAACACUUUGUCAAGUAUGUAACGACGUUGCAGCCGGUUUUCACUGUGGUGCGUACGUCUGCGAAGCCUGUAAGAAAUUUUUUGUACGAUGCCAAAAGCAGCAGAAUGUCAAGUUUGCCUGUCAACGUAACAGAGACUGCGUUGUGACGAAGGAAACUAGAACACAAUGUCAAUCCUGCAGAUAUCAAAAAUGUAUACAAUUAGGAAUGUACAGACCAGGUCAGAAAGGAUUUUUAGAUGCGAAGAUUUCAAAUAUACCUUGCAAAGUAUGCGGCGCGCCUUCAUCUGGGUAUCACUUUGGUGCGAUCACAUGCGAAGGAUGUAAGGGAUUCUUCCGUCGUACGGUCAGGGAAAGAGAUAGUUGUAAAUAUGUUUGUGCCAGGAAUGGCAGAUGCACUAUUACAACAGCUACGAGGAAUAUGUGCAAAUUUUGCCGGUAUCAGAAAUGCCGAGGAGUCGGGAUGACUCCUGAGGGUUCUAGAAUUGGUCGCCAACCAAACUCAGUGAAGCAUGCCACAAUGCUCGAAUUAGAGAAUUUACGUUCGGAAGGACGCACGACAGCCCCUUCUAAUGCAAUUGCCGAUUCUACUCCAGGGCCUCCUCCUACUCAUCCUUCGCUCACUCAAUCAAUUCCUCAUUUGCACACGCAACAUCUCCAUAAUCCUCAGCAGCCGAUACCACCUCCUGCUCCGUAUUUACCUUCUUCAACGCAAUCCACCUCUGUCGUUCAAAAUCUCGUACCUCAGCCGUCUAUCUUGCCCCGAAUGGCCAAAGAUCAUUCGAUGACAGCUUUAUCGGAGAUUCUUAUGACUGCGUAUAAGGAAUUGCUCGUAAUAUGUAAUAGGGAUCAAAGGGCUGUGCCUAUACAGCCACCAGGAACUUCUUUUACCGUUGUUUGGCAGGGUGUUAUGAAAAUGUUUGCUCUACAUGCUCAAGGUGUAUUGAGAUUUGCUAAGAAGGUACCAGGUUUUAAAGACAUACACGUCGAAGAUCAGAUAGUAAUGGUUCAAUUUGCCACUUAUCAAAUUGUUAUGAUAAUGCUAGCCAUGGACUACAAUAUAGAGAGAAGAGAGUAUAAUUAUUUCAAUCUCUCUCCUUCGGAGAAGGAAACAAUGCUGACAACGUUCACACCUCUCCGAUCUCUGCUCAUGCACUUUCACAAGAUAGGUUUUGAUGUAAAAAGAUUACAAUUAGAUGACAUUGAAGUUGCCGUACUGUGUGCCAUAGUUCUCAUCACAAAUGUGCCAGAAAACGAAUUCAAGACGGGAAAGCAGAUAAUUGAAACUGUAUCAGCUAUUCAGCAUGGAUUUUUACGUCGUUAUUGCGAAUCAAAAUUUCGUAAUGCAGAGCUGGGAUUAAGCAGGCAAAACGACAUGCUGAGCUUAUUAACUGACUUGAAAGAGACGAACAAUCAACACCGUCUUGCUGUUCAUAGAAUUAAAGAAGACCAUACGGAACUAACUUUUCCGCAGCUGUACGUCGAGAUGUUCUUUACAGAUGAUUCAGCUUCGCUACCGUCUGCCGUGUAA
Dimorphilus gyrociliatus is the source of this 2139-nucleotide messenger RNA. Lineage: Eukaryota; Metazoa; Annelida; Polychaeta; Dinophilidae. The record is from the annotation of a GenBank genome assembly.